CUUCUCUCAAAGGAUGAAGACGACAUCGAGGAGAGAGAAACACUGAAAACAGGGAGUAAUCAGCAAAAACCCCUCUCUCUCUCUCUCUCUCUCUCUCUCUCUCUCUCCAAUGUUGCAGUCUCAACACCCACUACUCUCUUCCCACUUCAACUUCCCCUUCCCUCUCUCUCAUCCCCACAACCCAACUCUAUCUUCAUUCCCUCUCACCACUCUCCCUUCUUCCGUCUCAGCCCGCCUCCGCUCCCCACCCCAACAACCAUGGCUCGCCCUCGCCCAAGUCCCCGAGACUCUCACCGAACGCACCACCACUGACGCCGCAGAUGAGGGACCCAUAGAACUCCCACCGUCGUCCACCUCCAUUUUCGCCACCACCGAUGACCCUUCGCCCCUUCAACUGGCCACCAGUAUUCUUCUCACCGGCGCCAUCUCCAUUUUUCUCUUCCGCUCUCUCCGCCGACGCGCAAAGCGAGCCAAAGAACUGAAAUAUAGGUCUUCUGGGGCGAAGUUGUCGUUGAAGGAGGAGGCAAUGGAGAGUUUGAAAGCAAUGACGCCUGCACCGGCUGAUGUCAAGGGUCCUCCAUCACCUGUUCAAACAUUGUUGGGUGGAAUAACAGCUGGUGUGAUCGCACUUAUUCUUUACAAGUUCACCAUCACGGUCGAGAGCGGUCUUAGUCGGCAGACACUUUCGGAUAGUUACUCGGUUCGCCAGAUCACUAUAACCAUAAGGACCAUUAUAAAUGGAUUGUGCUACCUUGCAACAUUUGUUUUCGGCAUCAACUCUGUAGGUUUGUUUGUAUACUCAGCCCAACUUGCAUUAAACUCCCUCACGGGAGAUUCCUCAAGUGAAGGAACUGGAACUAAAGAUGAAGCACAAAAAAGAUCGAAUCUGGUGGAGAAGAGUCCCACAGAGAGCUCAGAAAUUAGCAAGGAGGAUCAAGGUUCAGAGAGCACACAAUGAUGGAACAGAAAACAAAACCCGAAUAGAAGGAACAGGUUCCUGUUCCUCUGACCAACUUGUAGAACACAUUUAUUCAAAUCAUAUUUAGCAGUUUUAUAAUCAUGUUUUUGCCCUGAUUAUAUUGCAUUCCCAGCUCUAUGCAAUUCUUCAUGUAUCGGUGUAUAAGAUGGCUGGGUUCGUA
Rhododendron vialii is the source of this 1139-nucleotide messenger RNA. RefSeq lists its product as uncharacterized. The transcript is spliced from 4 exons. Gene Ontology annotation, cellular component: chloroplast thylakoid membrane. Bases 110 to 958 code for a protein of 282 amino acids. Lineage: Eukaryota; Viridiplantae; Streptophyta; Magnoliopsida; Ericales; Ericaceae. The record is from RefSeq and is a predicted model, not a curated record.